AUUUUAUCUGUGAAUUUUGUCUAUGAAACCCUGUGAUUAGUUCGUUACUUCAUUCCUUUCAUUCAUUGUUGUUUGUUAUAUUUAUUGAUUUAGCGAAAGUUGUUUUUUUUAGUAAAAACAGAAAUACAGUGUUGUUUUGUGCGGUUUCUUUGAACUUUGAGUGAAAAAUGGGCAAUAUACACACCGUGGGACCGAAUGAAGCACUAAUAGUUUCAGGAGGAUGCUUCGGCUCGACGACAAAGCGUACCAUUGUCGGCGGCUGGGCGUGGGCUUGGUGGCUCGUCACCGAUGUCCAGAGGAUCUCACUUGAGGUGAUGACCUUAAACCCUAUGUGCGAAUAUGUGGAAACAGCACAGGGAGUCCCGCUCACCGUCACCGGUGUGGCCCAGUGCAAAAUUAUGAACGAAGACGAGCUUCUCACGACUGCCUGCGAGCAGUUCCUGGGAAAGACUGUCAAAGAAAUCAAGAUGACGAUAUUACAGACCCUUGAGGGACAUCUCAGAGCUAUCCUUGGAACUCUUACAGUAGAAGAGGUGUACAAGGACAGAGAUCAGUUUGCGGGUCUUGUUCGCGAGGUGGCAGCACCGGACGUGGGGCGCAUGGGCAUCGAGAUCCUGUCGUUCACCAUCAAGGACGUGUACGAUGAUGUCCAGUACCUCGCCAGCUUGGGCAAGGCGCAGACGGCGGUCGUCAAGCGCGAUGCAGACGUCGGCGUUGCGCAGGCCAACCGAGAUGCUGGUAUCAGGGAAGCGGAGUGCGAGAAGAGUGCGAUGGACGUGAAGUACUCCAUGGACACGAAGAUCGAAGACAACACACGUCUGUUCAAGCUGCAGAAGGCGCAGUUCGAUCAGGAGGUCAACACUGCGAAAGCGGAAGCGGCGCUAGCUUACGAAUUGCAAGCUGCAAAAAUAAAACAAAAGAUACGAAACGAGGAGAUUCAGAUCGAAGUCGUUGAGAGACGCAAGCAAAUUGAGGUGGAACAGCAAGAGAUCCUGCGUCGUGAGGAAGAGCUGAAGGCGAUGGUUCGUCUCCCAGCUGAAGCAGAGGCAUUCCGUCUCCAAGCCAUCGCUGAAGGAAAACGCACUCAAACUGUGGAAGGAGCUAAAGCUGACGCCGAACGUAUCAAGGUCCUCGGUCUGGCCGAGGCCACCGCCAUCGGUGACGUGGGUAAGGCUGACGCAGAACGCAUGCUAGCCAAGGCCAAAGUCUACAAGCAGUACGGAGACGCGGCCAUCAUGGCGCUUGUACUUGAAGCGUUGCCUAAGAUCGCAGCAGAAGUAUCAGCACCGCUCGCUAAGACCGACGAGAUAGUGCUGGUCGGUGACAACGGCGCGACUGGUGAAGUGGCUCGGCUGGCUGGUGGCAUCCCCCCAGCAUUGAAGACCCUCACGGGGCUCGACCUCACCCAGGUGCUGAAGAGGCUCCACCCCAACGGCAACGAUCCAAUGGCCGCGGGCACCAGUAAGAAGAAGACGCCAGAAGUUGCAGCAUGUUAAGAACCAAUCAGAAAACAGGAUACCGGUGCGACAUAACGCUCCGACCAAUAGCAACGCGUUGCGUAAACAAGCAGCCAGUGCCAUACAGUUACCGCUGAACACGUGAUACAUGGUACAAUCUAGCCUUUUUAAGCCAAUUAAUAUAUUUUCAACAAUACCUACCUAUCUACAUUAUGUAAGCUCAGAUCAAUAAAAAAUGAAAUGGUUCUGCGGCGUAUAAAAUUU
This is a messenger RNA of Spodoptera exigua (beet armyworm), 1721 nucleotides long. NCBI's taxonomy places the organism in Eukaryota, Metazoa, Arthropoda, Insecta, Lepidoptera, Noctuidae. The record is from the annotation of a GenBank genome assembly.